This is a messenger RNA of Cavenderia fasciculata, 3735 nucleotides long. RefSeq names its product RING zinc finger-containing protein. Gene Ontology annotation, cellular component: CCR4-NOT complex. NCBI's taxonomy places the organism in Eukaryota, Evosea, Eumycetozoa, Acytosteliales, Cavenderiaceae. The coding region runs from base 1 to 3735 and encodes 1244 amino acids. The record is from RefSeq and is a predicted model, not a curated record. Gene Ontology annotation, molecular function: ubiquitin-protein transferase activity; RNA binding. Gene Ontology annotation, biological process: protein ubiquitination. The transcript is spliced from 6 exons.
AUGGCAGACGACGAUGAUGAUUUAUGCCCUCUCUGUUGUAAUGUACUUUCAAAGGAUGAUAGAAGAUUCAGACCUUGUCCUUGUGGAUAUCAAAAAAUUAGAGAAACAGAACACAAUAGAUGUCCUGCAUGUCGUCAGACCUAUGAUCAAGACAACUUUGCAUAUCUUUCAUCCGAUGAAGAAGAUGAAGAGGAUAGCGAAGACGAGAGACGGUCGAGACGUAGAACAUCGACAUCAUCAACGAGCAACAACAACAACAACAGCAGCAGCAGUAGUAGCAGCCACACCAUUUCAUCUUUAACAACAUCAGGCUCAUCUAUACCGUCAGACACUAUAAAGAAGGCUUUGAGUACUGUAAGAGUUAUUCAAAGAAAUUUGGUCUAUGUUACAAAUCUUGCAAUGGGUGUUGCAAAACCAGAGACAUUAAAAAAGAAUGAAUAUUUUGGUCAAUAUGGAAAGAUACUAAAGGUUGUAAUCAAUAAGAAUCAUAUUUACAAUGCCAAUUCACCCCAUGGUGCAUGUGUAAGUGCCUAUAUCACUUAUCAAAGAAAGGAAGAUGCCUUAUCUGCCAUUCAAUCAAUUGAUGGUGCUACCGUUGAAGGUAGAACAUUAAGAGCAUCAUUUGGAACAACCAAAUAUUGUUCCUAUUUCCUUAGAAAACUUCAAUGUAAUAAUCCAGAUUGUAUGUAUCUCCAUGAAUGGGGUCAAGAAGAUGAUAGCUUUACAAAGGAAGAUAUGACAAAUAUAAAUCGACUUUAUAUUGGUCACAAUGAACCAGCUGUUGUGAUUUCACCAACAGCAGCAGUUGCAGGUGGUCAACCACCCUUGUCAUCCAGCACUCCAGGUACUACAUCAACAUCAUCAUCUUAUAAAAAACCAAUUUCCUUGUCAACAUCUAAUUCAUCGACACCAACCAAUCAAUCAUUAUCAUCUUCAGGUAAAACAUGGAAUAUUACAAAUACACAUUUAUCAUCAUCAUUAAAUCCAUUGGAAUGGCCAUCGGCAUCGGAUGCAUUGACCAUGAACUCAUCCACUUCACCACCACUUACUAAAUCUCAAGAGAGACCAUUACCAUCCAAUUCAUCGUGGGGAUCAGGAAUGAGAAUGUCAUCAUCUACAGUCAAGAAUUCGCAAGACGACAUGAUGGAAGGAAACCCUAUGGGACCAUCAUCGGCAUCAUUGUUGGCAAGUUCUGGUAACAACAUACCAACAUCAUCACCAUCUGUUAUUGCCACCACACCUGCACCUGUCCCUGUUGUUGUAGUACCCGUUCCAUUACCCGUUGUUGUUCCCAUCCCAGUCCCAACUCCACCACCUAUCACUGUUAUCACUACUCCACCAACUCCAACUACCAAUGUUAUUAAUACAACCAGUAGUAGUAGUAGUAGCAGCAGUAAUAUUACCAGUACAAGUACAACUACUAGUAAUACAGUUACUACUGAAACCAAACUUAUGGUUAAUAAUGCACCACCACCAUCUUCAUUCCCACCACUUUCAUCUUUGGGUGGUAAAAACAAGAGAGAUAAAUCAUCAAAGGAUCCUUCAUCACCAUCUACUGUUUUAUCUCCAGGUACUCAAUUGAAAAAAGAGGAAAAGGAAAGAAUAGAAAGAGAAAAACUAGAAAAAUUGGAGAGGGAAAAGGAGAAGCAAUUGGAAAAGGAGAGACAAAUGGAAAAGGAAAGACUAUUGUCAUUGGAAAGGGAAAGACAAGCAGAAAAAGAAAAAAUGUUGGAAAAGGAAAGAUUGGAAAAGGAAAAACAAUUGGAAAAGGAAAAAGAGAAACAAGAAAAGGAGAGAUUGGAGAGAUUGGAAAAGGCAAGAUUAGAGAUUUUGGAGAAAGAGGCUGCCGAUCUGGCCAUCCUUCAAUCCAUACAACCAACCCUUUCAUCAUUGCCAAUGUCAAUUGGCGGCCAAAAGAAUAUGGUCAACAAGAGUCACACCAACGACAUUGUUGAGCCCAUUGCCAACUGGGAGGGGUUGAUUCCAGAUGACCAGCCCACCGACAUUAACUUUGACUGGUUACCAAUCAAGGGCAACAGUCCUCAGUCGUCGACCAUGAUUGACUUGCUCCUCAACACUGAAACCCAAAAACCAUCCGAAGGUAGAAGAAAGACAUCACGUUUUGAAUUUGCCAAGGAAAAGGAUUCAUCCAAUCAACAACAGCAACAACAAUCAUCAUUCCUUCAAACAUCACCACUUAUUGUACCUGAGAGUUUCCUUUCUGGAUUCAAGUCCAAUGCAUCAUCUUCAUCUUCAUCUCUCAACAAUAGCAAUAGUAAUAUAUUAUUAAACAAUAGCAACAACAAUAAUAAUAUUUUGAAUCCAACAUCGUCAUUGAUGGAAAACCUUAGUCUGUCUAUGGAAAAUUCAUUUUUAUCAAACCAGACACCCAACUCGCCCACUACUACCACCACCACUACUACAACCACCACCAACAUCCUCGACAAUACCACUACCACGACUACCACGACCACCUCUACUUCGUCACCACCAGGUGCCACGUUGGAAGAUUCACAACAAUUGUUUAGAUCAUUGUUCCCAUCGAUCAACAUUCGUUUCUCCAACUCGAGAUUGUCAGAGACUAAAAUGGACUCACCCUCCUAUGUGGACAGCUCCAAGCAAAUGCAUCAAUUCCAAGACCCAGCCAUCAUUGGCGGUGGAAACGGUGACUGGAGAGGACCAAGUCUCCACAAGUCUGGCAAUAGCAUUGUAUCACCACCACCUGGCUUUAUGAUCAAUACCCCACCACCAGGUUUUGGAGGUGCCAGUGUAGCAUCUCCACCACCAGGUCUACCACCCGGUUUUGGAGGUGUCGUCAGUCAACCACCAGGAUUACCACCAGGUUUUGGAGGCGUUGUCAGUCAACCACCACCAGGAUUACCACCUGGUUUUGGUCAACCACCAAGCCAACCACCAGGUUUCAAUGUCGUUCCCAAACAACAACAAGAAAAUGGAAUGGAUGAAUAUUUGGAAUUGGAAAAAACUAAAAAUAAGGAAUCUAGGAACAAAACUAAAAAAUUAAAUGAAAUCAAUAACAAUAAUAACAAUAAUAAUAAUAAUGGUAAUAAUGGUUAUAUGAAUGGUGGUGGAUCAUCAUCACCACCAAUAAUGAAUGAAGAUCAAUUACAACAACAACAAUAUAUCCAACAACUUUUACAACAACAAGCUCAACAACAACAACAGCAACAACAACAAGCUCAACAACAACAAAAUAUAACUCAACUUUUACAAUUACAACAACAGCAACAACAACAAUCAAAAAGAGUUGAUGAUUUGUUUUCAAAUAUUCCAUCCCCAUCCAAUUUUUCACAACCAAAUCAAGUUCCUCUUUUCCCAAUGAAUCCACCCUAUCCAUAUCCAAACAUGAUGAAACAACCUCCACAAAUGAACCAACAACCUUUUCCAUACUCUUUUUCAAACUUUUCAUCACCACAAAGACCACAACAACCACAACAACAACAACAACAACAACAAUUAAAUAAUAACACUAAUAACAAAAAUUUUACAGAAUUUAUUGGUCAGUUUGAUCAACAAAGGGUCAAUGGGAUAUCAAGCGCAGACGAACUUUUAAAACAACAUUUUAAUCAACAAUUACAACAACAACAACAACAACAAAACAUGGGUAAUUUUGAAUCUCUUGAUCAACAAGUGAUGAAUGCAAGUAAGGAAGUUAAAGAUUUGGAAAGUAAAUGGCAACAAACAAAAUUAAGAAAUAACCAAGCCUAUUAUCGAUAA